Pleurotus ostreatus (oyster mushroom) is the source of this 1497-nucleotide messenger RNA. RefSeq lists its product as uncharacterized. The record is from RefSeq and is a predicted model, not a curated record. The transcript is spliced from 2 exons. The coding region runs from base 1 to 1497 and encodes 498 amino acids. NCBI's taxonomy places the organism in Eukaryota, Fungi, Basidiomycota, Agaricomycetes, Agaricales, Pleurotaceae.
AUGUCAUCCACAGCGACAGACUCAGCAUUGGCUACCACAGAGCUUCUUGGCCACAUUUUCUAUCAUUGUUCCGUUUCACAGAAUUAUCGCAAUGCCCUUGUUUGCAAGACGUGGUGCGACGAAGCGCUGAGCGAUGUUUGGUGUGAACUCAAGUCGUUGCUGCCGCUGCUGAGCCUGCUGGCUCCCUUGGCCUUGUGUGCGGAAGAAGGAAUGCCCCCUCUCUAUAGAUUUCGCCACCACAUUCGCCCUCACGAUUGGGCUGUCUUUCGAAAAUAUUCGUGGAGAGUGCGCGCAAUCGAUGAUACGAUGACGGCGGAUUACUGCGAAUCCGUUUUUAUCGAUAUCGUGGCAAGCAGUCCUCCCCUGAGUAGCGAACUUCUUCCCAAUUUACGACGAUGGAAGUACGAUCGUUGGGGAGCACUUGUGAAGUUCAUCCCGCUUUUCAUCCACAGCACUCUCACUACUUUCCACCUCUGUUUCAUGAACCAAGACGCCGGAGGGUUACCUCUUCCAGUCUAUAGGAGAACCCUGUUGUACGUCUCCGACAAGGCUCCGAACUUGGAACGCCUUUCCCUUACUUCCUGGAGUCCACUAGACACCAACACAGAGUUCGCAAUUCAUUCGCUGCUGUCUUCCCUUACGCGACUCCAGAUCCUCUUAGUCUCCCCUACGUUACUCUCCGCAUUGACUCUCAACGCCAUCGCGCGUCUCCCUCAUUUGAAGUCGUUAACAGUGUCUUCGGAAACUACGUACAAGAAACUUGCCGUGCCGAUGGCGGCACCAACCGAAUCCUUCCCUUCGUUGAAGACGCUCUCAAGCUACGACAUGUUCAGUUUCGGGACUGUCACGGAUGUGCUCAAUGCAUAUAGGCCCCGUAGCCUGAGCGAUCUCGAUAUCACUUCUCGCCAUAAGGAGAAUAUCUCUGCGUAUAGCCUCUUAGUCGCAGCCGUCACUUCUGUUUCCCCUAAUAUUCGGUCGAUCAGGCUGCGUAGCAAGGAACAGUGGGACAUCAACGACCCCGAGUUAGAUCAUUCGUCAGCAAUGCUCUUUCUCUCCAUAGACUACCACUGUUUCAACCUCACGUCGCUAUCGCUACAAAAUCCUCCUCCUCUCCACCUCGGCAUCGAAAUUAUGACCGACCUUCUCAAGAGUCUCCCUUACUUGAAAACCCUCCAAUUCAAUGAAUCGACUGGACCACCAACCCUCCGUCUAUCUGCCCUCCCGAUACUAGCCCCGUUAUGUCCUCUUAUGAAGACCUUGACCUUAUAUAUGGACACGAAGGGGGUUUCCUGCUCGGGUCCCCAGGGCGCGCACUUUGUGCGCCUGGAGACUUUGAACGUCGGGAUGUCACCUCUGGACUCACCCGCUCAUGACGUUGCUGUGUUUCUGAGCACGGUUCUCCCGAAAGCGUGCACCCUCACUCGUGCUAGCUACGCAUACCCUGAGGAACAAUAUCAAUCAUGGCAGCAGGUAAUUGACAUCCUCCCUAUGUUGUGA